Molecule: messenger RNA, 683 nt
Organism: Rhodamnia argentea
Lineage: Eukaryota; Viridiplantae; Streptophyta; Magnoliopsida; Myrtales; Myrtaceae
Product: dual specificity phosphatase Cdc25
Exons: 3
Coding region: 86-478 (130 amino acids)
Cellular component (GO): cytoplasm; nucleus
Molecular function (GO): protein tyrosine phosphatase activity
Source: RefSeq, a predicted model, not a curated record
AUCCCCAGGAAAUCUGAAAAUCAGAAGAGCCUGAGCGACUCGUGGCUUUGCCGAGAGAGAGAGAGAGACACGCACAAGAGAAAGCAUGGCGCGUAGCAUCUCCUUCGUCACUGGGUCCCAGCUUCUAUCUCUGCGGCGUCGUCCCAACAUCGCCAUUAUCGACGUCCGGGACGAGGAGAGGAGCUACGAUGGCCACAUACCGGGGUCUCUGCACUACGCCAGCGGCGCUUUCUCCGAUAAGAUGGCCGAUCUCGUUCAGGACGUCAAAGGGAAAGACACCCUCGUCUUCCACUGCGCUUUAAGCCAGGUACGUGGCCCAACUUGUGCAAGGAGGCUAGCCGAUUAUCUCGAGGAGAUAAAGGAAGAUGGAGGAAUCAAAGACAUUUUGGUGCUUGAACGUGGCUAUAAUGGAUGGGAAGCAUCGGGGAGACCCGUAUGUCGCUGCGCCGAUGUCCCAUGUAAGGGUCAUAGUGGGUAGUCAUGGACGAUGAUGCGGCAUGUUGUUUUAGGAACCUCCUCAAUGUGUGGCCAUUGUACAAGCACACUUUGUUCUUUAAGACACCGACCUGCUGGUCAAAAGUCUUAGAUCAUCAUUAUACUUGCUGGUCUGUCAGUGAAUUUUGAUUUUCCCAAAUGCCAUGACCGAAGCACAAUACGAAAUAAUCCGACGAUGUUGGAUCUAA